AGUCGAGCUUCGAACUUCUCAACGGAAACCCAAAAAUCAGAAAUCCCCAAAUCGAAGAAGAAGAAGGUAAACACUUUGAUCUUCAAGAGGAAGAUAGAUUCUUCGUUUUGUAUCUUUCGUAAUGCGAUGUGCGAUGACCUUGAUUCUCACUUCAAUUUCUCGUUUCUUGAAGCGAUCGGCGAGUGAUGGCGGUGGACGGUGACGAAACUAAUGGGGGUGGAGAUUCUCAACCAUCGGUGAACACUACGGCGGAGAAAAAGAAAGAGACGCCUAUCCUGAGGCUGAGUCUGGUUCCUAAUAACGAGUACGUUUCUGAUAGCUACGACGAUCCGAAUCUGGUGUAUAGUUCUUGCGUAUUAAGAUCGUUAGAGAAGUACUUGCCGCCGGAAAUUUUCUCGGCGAACAGAAACGAGAAGGCCAAAUUCAUGUCAGACAUUUUGCGCAAAUACUUUUCCAAAGCUAAACGGCUCAAGAACCGUAGGCAGGAGUUUAUAUCCAAAUAUCAGCCAUCUUUCAGGGGGUGGUAUGAUAUUGAUCCCAAAUUGUUUUUGCUUCCUUCUUUCCUGGAGGCGAUCAGCGAUAACACAGAGGCAAGCUUCAGACGCAUCAUUUCUGAACCGCACCCCAGUGUUUUUGUCUUUCAAAUGUUUCAGCCUGACUUCUAUGAGACAGUGAUAGUAGAGGUAGAAAAUAUCAGAAAGUGGGCUGAGGAGACAAAUUUCCCGAUCAGGAGACCCAACAACAUGAGUAAACACGGUGUUGUGUUGGACCACUUUGGCCUGGAUAUCUUCCUUAAAAAACUCAUCCAGGAGUUUAUAUUUCCUCUUUGCAAAGUAUUCUUCCCUGAAGUAUGUGGAACAAUGUUUGACUCUCACCAUGGAUUUUUUAUUGAAACUGGCGAAGAUAGGGAUCCUGCAUUAGGCUUACAUAUGGAUCUUUCAGAAAUUACAUUGAAUGUUUGCUUGAAAAAACAAUUUGAGGGAGGGGAAAUAAUCUUUGGAGGCACACGAUGCAAAAAACAUAAGAAGACAAAGUUCAAGGAUGAGGCAAUUUUUCGUUACUCUCAUAUACCGGGUCAAGCUAUUCUUCACCGUGGCCGCCACUGCCAUGGUGCCAAUACCACAAGAACAACUUGUUAUCGGGCCAAUAUGAUUCUUUGUUGCAAUAGCUCUUUGUUUAGAGAGAUGGAAACUUAUCAGAAGGACUUCUCAGACUGGUGCGGUCAAUGUGCCCAUGAAACGAAAGUAAAGGAAAGCCAGAUUAUUGCAGCCAGAAGAGAGGGGAUGAUUAGAAUAGAGGAUGGAGCCAGAGGAUCGACUGAUAAGCCGUGGCAUGUCUAUGUUAGACGUUCAAAGAAAUGAAGAAGCAGUGUGUGAAGAUAAAAGAAAUGAAGGUGCAUAAAGAAGAGUGGAAUGGUGAGUAAAAGAGUAGAACAGAGAAGCUGAGUUGGCAAACAAGAGUAGAUACAUAGAUACAAUACAAGUGAACGUAUAGAUGAUUGUUGGUUAUAUAAGGAGUCUGUACAGAGUUGAUUCGAUUGAGAUAGAGAACUCACAGUUAGGAAGUUGUACUCUUUGGUCUACAGGUUUCCUGCUCAGACCUUAAACCCUUAUUGGCAGAUCUGACUCUGUACUUGACAAACUGAAUAUAUGAUAAGGGGGCGGAAGCAAACGAGAA
Camelina sativa (false flax) is the source of this 1677-nucleotide messenger RNA. NCBI's taxonomy places the organism in Eukaryota, Viridiplantae, Streptophyta, Magnoliopsida, Brassicales, Brassicaceae. The record is from RefSeq and is a predicted model, not a curated record.